UGCUGGCGGGGUUCGAUCCGCAACCGGUCCCCGAGCCCCAGCCCGAACCCGGACCCGGUGGGCCGGGCAAGGGCCGGGCCGGGGGCCCGGUUGGCGAGCGGGGGUUCUGGGUAUCAGGUCCCGGCCGGCGGCUCCGGGCAGCGCUUCAGUGGCAGGUUUAGGAGGAUGGAAUGGAGGAACCUGGAGACCUGAUGAGGGCUCUGCUGCAGGCUGGGAGCCUCUGGAAGAGCUCAGAGGAUUUGGGAAGAGAACCAAGGAGCCAAGAGGUGGAAGAUGGGACCAUUUCCCUUGUGGUUUAGGUGACUCUGAGACCUGAUUGCCAUGAAAUCCUGAAGGAGACAGAGGAGCAGUAGUGGGGAUUUCUUCUCACUCCUCCUCCAAAAAUAAAAUCCAACAGUUGCCUAAUGGGAUUACCUCUUGUUCUGACAUCAUGGGGAGCUGCUGCAGUUGUCUGUGCAGGGACAGCAUCCCAGAAAACCAUCCCACCAAAUUUAAGGUGACAAACGUGGAUGAUGAAGGCAACGAGCUGGGAUCUGGGGUGAUGGAGCUGACACAGACAGAGCUGAUCUUGCACACUCAGAAGAGAGAUGCUGUCAGGUGGCCCUUCCUCUGCCUGCGCCGCUACGGCUACGACUCCAACCUCUUCUCCUUCGAGAGCGGCCGGCGCUGCCAGACAGGGCAGGGGAUUUUUGCCUUCAAGUGUUCCAGAGCAGAGGAAAUCUUUAAUCUGCUUCAGGACCUGAUGCAGUGUAACAGCAUCAACGUGGUGGAAGAGCCUGUUGUCAUCACCAGGAACAGUCACCCCACUCAGCAGGAGCAAUCCCGGACCCCCCAGGCACCCAACAGUCUGGGGUACACUGUCCCAGGAUUUCCCAAUGGAUUUCACAGCUUCCCUGGAGAAAGCCUGUCCUACUCAGCAGCCCACCACCCCUCUGUGAGCAGCCUGAGGCAUUCCUCUGUGGGGGAAGACUCCACUCAUGCCCUUCUUGGGCCUGAUGAACAGUCCCACACCUACGUCAACACGGCCAAUGGUGAUCAGGAGCUGAGGGGCAGACACUGUAUGCACUCCUUGCCUGAAGUCCACCCUCCUUUCCCCCCUAGGAACCACAGCUGCUCCCUCGAAGACCGCAACCCCCAGGUUUUUCUGCAGCCCGGGGAGGUUAAGUUCGUCUUAGGUCCCAGACGCAUCUGUCGGCACCACCGGGAGUGCAGGGCGCCCUUCUGCCCCCCCAACAACAACAACAACGACUGCCAGGAGGACUGUCCUUCACCCCAGUGUGUCUAUGAGAACCUCAAUGGCUUGCUGCCCCCCAGCACCUCCUCUCUCUGCCGGGGUGGCCGUUUGAAACUCCCCCGGGAGGACGGGGCUUUGCCCGGCUGCUCGCAUCGCAGGACGGCUCUGCUGCACUAUGAGAAUUUGCCCUCCCUGCCCCCGGUGUGGGAGUGCCAGCCCCUGCAGCACGGCCAGAAGGACACUGAGGACAUGCUGACACCUUCCCCCAAUGGUUACUCCGAGGCUGGUGAAGAAGAUCCCCUGCAGAACUACAUCAACUCGGAGAAAACCGCCCUGCACGGGGGCAGCAGCCAGCGGCGCGGGGGCUUCCUGCCCAAACCUCGCCGUGGUUGCAUGCCCAAUGUCUUCAGCUUUGACUUCCCCCGGCCCUGCCCGGAGCAGCCUCGACAACUCAACUACAUCCAGGUGGAACUGGAGGCUGAGCCACACAAGGGACAUCAAAACCUGGCAGUCCCCCAGGUCCCACCUCCCGCCACCCACCAAACCCGCCGGACGGACUCCUACGCCGUCAUUGACCUCAAAAAGACAGCGGCCAUGUCCAGUUUGCAAAGGGCCCUGCCAAGGGAUGAUGGGACUUCCAGGAAAACUCGACACAACAGCACUGACCUGCCCCUCUAAGGGACAAGGCCAAGUGCCAGCACUGUGCUGUGGCUUCAGUACCUGCCCUUCCCUGUGUUGCUGUGACUCGUGUUCACCAUUGCCUUCUGCUUCCCCGUUUCCCCCGUUUUGUGGUGUCAUGGGAUGGCUCCUCCAGCUGAUGUUAAGGCUAGUCUGUCUGUCUGUCCUCCCCUCUCUGUCUCUCCUGGGUAGUUUGGUUUGAAAGCCUCGUGAGAUGUUGGUGAUGCUGUUUUGAAGGUUUACAUUUCUGCUGAAAGGUUCCAGCAAGAGCGUGGACACAACCUCUGCUCAGGUUCCCUCUUCUUGAUUACCUGGCAGCUCUCUGUGCCCAGUGCCAAGAACCUGGCUGCAGGGCAGGGCAGGAGCAUGUUGCCCAAACUUGAGUUGCUUUUGGAGCUCCACUACAAACCAAGCCUGUGUCCUGUGGAUUUCAUGCCUUGUGAGCUCUGAGGCUGGGCUGCUCCUAAACUGGGUUUUUGCCUUGUGGUUUUGCUGGUCCCUGGUGAUGCAGGAGCUCACACUGUGGUCUUUUCCCCCUCAGCUCACUCCUUUCUCCCUCUGUGCUGUUACCUGUUUUCUUGGAGCAUGUAAAAGCACUUAUUGCUUCUUCUAUCCCUUUCUGAGAUUCAAUUUCAAUUGGACAACUCUAGAAAUUUCUAAGAGAGGAGGGCAGACAGCUGGGGGGCACAGACACUGUGAACCCAUAAACCUCAUUUCCUGAAGAGCCUCUGCUUUAAAAGAAGAGGGCAAGACCACAUCUAAGAGAGAGAUUUGAGGUUUGUCAGAGAGAACUUCAGUUGUACCCUACCCAGUUUUGAUUUUUAAGUUUUAUUUUUUGGGUUUUUUUUUUUUUUUUUGGUGGCUGUUUGGAAGUGUUCUUGGUUUAUUUCUUUGUUUACAUCUUUAUUUAUGAAAUAUUCUUUUGCAUCCCAGUGACAGUUGCCAAAACCUGUGCCAAAGUGAACCUUGCACUCUCUGCACCUCACUCCUUCUGUCUGGAGAAGAGAUCUCAGAAGAAGUUGGUGGUUUUGCUGAGCUGCAGUCGAGGAAAAAGAGCAGUUGUGAAUCAAAAAAUCUUUUUAACUGUGAGUGAGUGUCUCAGAGUGGGUGGGAAAUGGUCUGGGAGAUGUGGAAGUGUGAGCAGAGCUGCCAAGCUUGGAG
Molecule: messenger RNA, 3073 nt
Organism: Calypte anna (Anna's hummingbird)
Lineage: Eukaryota; Metazoa; Chordata; Aves; Apodiformes; Trochilidae
Gene: FRS3
Product: fibroblast growth factor receptor substrate 3
Exons: 8
Coding region: 431-1912 (493 amino acids)
Biological process (GO): cell surface receptor protein tyrosine kinase signaling pathway
Cellular component (GO): cytoplasm
Source: RefSeq, a predicted model, not a curated record